Molecule: messenger RNA, 2444 nt
Organism: Neohortaea acidophila
Lineage: Eukaryota; Fungi; Ascomycota; Dothideomycetes; Mycosphaerellales; Teratosphaeriaceae
Exons: 2
Coding region: 151-2286 (711 amino acids)
Biological process (GO): regulation of DNA-templated transcription
Molecular function (GO): zinc ion binding; DNA-binding transcription factor activity, RNA polymerase II-specific
Source: RefSeq, a predicted model, not a curated record
UUGCCACAUUUCACUGGGCCAACCGCUGUCCAUCAAGUACAGUGGUCUCUCAAGUGGGAUUUAUCGCCCGUCUACUUCCAUCUCCCUCUGUUCCUUCGUACCAUCUUCGCUGUCAUAAUAAAUCUGACCCUGCUUUCGCUGUUCCCUGACAUGGCCCCUUCCACCGACUCAUCCACGCCUUUCUCAAUUGACGAUGGUUCCCCGGCCGCAGAGCAGACGCCGUCUAAUCGCAAACGUCAUCUCCGAGCAGCACAGGCUUGCGACUUGUGUCGGGAGAAGAAGAGAGCAUGUGACGAAGGGCGGCCAUGCAUCAACUGCGACAAGAAUGCCCUUACAUGUCGCUACUCUACCAGCAAGUCCACUCGCUACAUGUCCGACAUCGAUGCCACCUUCCGUCACCUUGAAGAACACACUGCCAAGUUGCACACGCACAUGCAGCUGCUCGAUGACUACCUCCCUCGAUUUGACAGGUUGGCCGCGCGACUGGAUUCCGCCGAACAGAAUGAAUCGCAUGCAAACCACUCCGACUUUCUCUUGCGAGAUUCACACCAUGCUGCAGGCGUGCGCACUCUCAUCAAGCUGUGGCCCUCUGUCAAUUCCCUCCUUUGCCCCGCCCACUGCUCUGUCGAUCCUGUCUAUGUGCUGUCGUCCGAAGCCAAGGAUGUGCCUGCACACCAUCACCCUUACGCCCACCGUGUCAUCCUCCCUGGCGAAUCCCUUAGCAGCCAGCCUUCCCUGGUGAACGACUUCAUAGUCAUGGGUUACAGGUCUGAUCCUGAAAUAAUCCCCACCUCUCCCGAACAUAUGGUUCCGCUUCGCCGACUUUUUCGAAGCUAUGUCGAAAACAUGCACUCCCUGCACCCUGCCGUCGAUCUCCAGGACGCUUUUCACUCGUUCGAGCAACUCUUUGGUGAAACUCGGCAUCCAUGUCUUAGUCAUUCAGACGAGAUGAUUGAUCUCACGCAUGGAUCUGGCCAGACGCCGCGAAUGGAGCAUAUGAGCUCCGUGAAUGGAGGAGACAACACUCUUUUAUCGCGGCACAGAAUCUCACCCCUGGAGAGCGCUCGCCUCUACCUCAUCCUCGCGUUGGGAGAUAUUUGCGCGUAUAAACAAAACUUGACCUUCCCCAGGAGUUAUACGCAGCCACUUGUAGACGGCGCUGCUAGUAGCAGCUCUUUCCAAUCGGAUGCACCUCCGGUGGAGGAUCGAAUGAUGUUCCCGCAAUCUGCGAAUCCCUUUGCACCCAAAACUUGCGCAGAUGGAGAUUUCGCAGACAUUCCUGGCGCCAAGUUCUAUGAUCAAGCGACAUAUAUAGCAGGGCCGUUCCAGGGUGGCAACGAUCUCAUCCACGCGCAGAUUGCCCUCCUCGCCGGUCUUUACAAAGCUCAGAUUGGGCAAGUACGCGAGAGCUUCAAUUGGGUCACCUCAGCUUGCAGAUCGGUGUUGCACCUUCUCCGCCAAUUCCAGGUCGUCGAGGUUAGUUCCGACAUUCUGCUCCGAAACGAAUUCCCCGACGUACGAAGUCAAGGGUCAUAUCGAGGUUUGCAGGCGCGAGUAAAGAGUGCGGAGCACGACCUGGUGGUGCUCAUUGCUUGGAGCUGUAUUCAACUCGAAGGUGACAUUCUCGCCGACCUGCCUUACCCUGAGAGUGGCAUCUUGGCUUGCGAGGAUCUCCUACCCUGGCCGAUCCGUAUUCCUGGCAGCUCGCAAUUCUACCAAGCGGGGGGAUUGAGCUGUAAUACUGCGUUGAUGUACUUCUCCUCUCAACUCUGGCUUCAGAAACAUUUGAAUCUCCUUCAAAACGAGCUCCACGGCAGAGCAGGCAAAACCCUGUCCGCCUUUGCCCUCCAGAAAGCGCUAUGCGAGCACCGUUCGUCGCUCACGUUAUGGCGCAGCGGUCUUCCCAUUGACCAGGCAUGGCUGGAUUCCGAAGCCCCUCCAGCUGACAUUCACACCGCCCGGCUUCGAGCCAAGUAUUGGAGCGCGUGUUUCCUGGCUGAUCAGCCCUACCUAGACUACGUGCUCCAUAAAACGGCCGUUGACGCUCAUGGACAGACCCGUACGGACACGGACGGGCGGCUCUUUGAGGCGAUUUCCACGUUACCCGAAGCGGAGAAGAUGGCAGGUGCGCAGCGCUGCAUCCAAGCAGCGUUUCAGAGCGCGCGCGCAUUCGAUGGCAUCGCCUCAGCCGUCAUCGAGACUAAUAUGCACGGAAUCGCACAUGAGUACGGUUUUCCUGUCUUUCCUCGGAUUUCUCAUAGAGUGCCGGGCAUGUCAAUUUGCUAAACAUACCUCAUAGGCUAUUCGGCAACGUCCUAGUGCUCGCGGCGGCGUAUACGGCCGGCCCCUUGAGGAUGGAAAUUCCGCACUUCGAGCUCCUCAGCUUGAUUGGCGGUACGAUCAGCUUUCUCGAUCGCCAACCUUUCCUUUCCGAGACGUGUAGA